AUGGUAAAAUACCAGGCAUGUCAUUGGUCUGUUUCACAUGUCUGCUGAUGUGCCGGGUUAGGCUGUUUUUCUUGAUUCCGUAACCCAACACUGUUUAGAAUUUGUGGCUUGAGAAUAGUGUUCAUGUUAGCUAGUCGUUACGGUGAUACUCGGGGCUUUUGGGAGCACGACUAACUCUAUCCGUACAGGCUGGAAACGGACCUACACGUUGAUAGCUAGAGCUAGAUCCGUACCUGGCUAACAGAAGCUAAGCGCUAAGUCGAUAUAGCCUAGGUUAUCUGCAUUAGCGUCAGAAUGGGUGAGGAAAUUAACGAGAACCUCAUUAACGCAUGCAAUGGACCUGCGGAUGCCACCAGUGUGGAGGAGACCAGCGAAGCAGUAGAAAGUGGUGUAAAAUAUUACACGUUAGAAGAAAUAAGAGUACAUAAUAUGUGCAAUGACACAUGGCUCAUCAUUCAUGACAAAAUAUAUGACAUCACACGUUUCCUCGAAGAGCAUCCGGGAGGUGAGGAGGUUUUGCUGGAGCAGGCAGGUGCAGAUGCCACAGAGAGCUUUGAGGAUGUGGGUCAUUCCACAGAUGCCAGGGAGAUGCUUCAGCAGUACUUCAUUGGGGAGCUUCACAUGGAUGACAGAAAAAAGGAGCCUGUAAAGGAGGCACACAGCACGAAUUCAGGAGAGUCCAGUUCCUGGACCGUGUGGUUGAUACCCGCUGUUGCUGCCGUCGUCGUUGGCGUCAUGUAUCGCUUCUACUUGUUUGAACACAAGUCCUCUUGAGUGCUGCUGGCAUCUUGUUUUCAUCUCAUUCUUUUCAUCUGGCCUUGAAAUGUUUGACCAAAACCUCCACACACACACACACACUGAACCUACACAAGUAGGAGUGUAUGCAUCUUCUGCAACAAUAACAGGAGGGGGAACAGUUUGAUAAAGUACUUGUCCGUCUACGUAAAGUGCACCAAAUAGACAGCUGGGCAGAGACUUUAUUAAAUUGUCUGCCUUCAGUUUCUUUCUGUUUCAUUGUCACUAUGCCUGUUGUCAUUUAUGUUAAAAUGUUGUCUUUUAACUUAAGCUUUCAUAUGCACUUGACCAAGGUUGGUCUCUGUAUGCUUUUUAACCAUUUGCCUGCUCAGAGAAAGGUUUUGCUAACAUACCCCAUUAUUUCACUGAAUGGAAACGCUGAAGGAUGAAGUAUGCAGAAUGAUGAUGAAAUCAGGGUAAUAGUUAACAGUGAGCACUCUACCGUUUACACUGAAUUAUAAAUUCUAAUGCAUUUUCUUAGUUUGAAUAAAGUGAGAAAUGUUACUGCUGCCUAACUCUUUGUAAGAAUCUUGAGUUUAUUCCCAUCAGUCCGUGGUACAGUCCUGAUGUUAAGCAGUUCUUGAUUGCAUUUAUCCUUUGAUUGUAAAUGCAUAAACUUUCCAACUUGCGCAUAGUGGUGAAUUACAUCGUUAUCAUUGAUUAUUUAAGGUAGAGCUUCUUUUGUCAGGAAUAUGUGUAAAUGUCAAAACACCUGGUCCAUAUAUUUAAUAUAAAUCAUGUGGUAUGAAAUCAAAGAGGAAUAUUUUAGAACCCAGAUAUAAUAACUGAAUAUGAAUCAUUGAGUUGAAAGAAGAGAAGUAUUUGUCAUUUGAUUGUUUUGUUUUUUUAAAUGUAAUGUCCCUCUCUAUGCCGUUUGUUAUUUAACUGAUGCUUUUUCACAGCUUUGUUUCAUUGUUAUGCAUCUUAAUUCUAUGUUUAGAGUAAAUAAUACUGGCAGCUGUCACUGGAGGGUUUGAAUUAUUGCAUUGAAUGAACUCGGGCAGUUGUCAUAAGAGUCACAGAUGGAUGUCUUGAAGGCUAAAGUUGGUUAGCAUACAUUAAAUAAUCAUCUCUGUCAAUAUCCUAGUUAAUUAUCCAUUUCUGGUUUUGGGUUACCUAAGGUUUGCAUAGCGUUUCUUAAGUCAUACCUUUUAUUGGAUAUUCUGAAAUAGGCAUUUUAUACUACAUUACUAUCACAAAAAGCAUUUUCCAACUCCAGUGAACAUUACAAUUCGAAGUCAAUUUACCACCUGUCAGUUCACAAAAGUUCAAAUUUUAAUUAAUUAAUUAAACUUGCUGCUAUUUUACAUAUUUAACAUAUUUUACAUGUGGCUGCAGUGUUUACUUGCAGAUGUCAAAAUGUAGUUGGAUGACUUUGAAGAUAAAUAUUUGCCACAUUUCUGCAUUUCAACUGCCAUUUCCUGUCAUUAAAAUUCUCUUUGAAUAAAAUGUAUCUUUCAAAAAUUCAA
Messenger RNA from Acanthopagrus latus (yellowfin seabream), 2264 nucleotides. RefSeq names its product cytochrome b5. The transcript has 5 exons. NCBI's taxonomy places the organism in Eukaryota, Metazoa, Chordata, Actinopteri, Spariformes, Sparidae. The coding region runs from base 295 to 774 and encodes 159 amino acids. Gene Ontology annotation, molecular function: heme binding. Gene Ontology annotation, cellular component: intracellular membrane-bounded organelle; membrane. The record is from RefSeq and is a predicted model, not a curated record.